UGUCCGCCCCCCACUUCGGCUUGGGAUCGUACUUGUUUGUUUUGCUUUCUCAUUUACCUUUCCUUUCUUCAUCCUUCUUCUUUACUCCAAAUGCCGUUGAAAGGCGUUACUGACCAACUACGUGGUCGACUUUUGAAGCGUCAAAGCACUACCAUUUCAAAAACAUCCCUUGACCAAACUCCUCCAAAACCACCACCGAAAUCUCAGAAUCAAUCACCACAUCAGCCUGCAUCAGAUGAUAAACACCGCUCAGACGCUGCAAAGAAACGUGAACAGAUAGCUAAAGAAAAAGCUGCUGCUGCUGCUCAACUAGGCACCAACUCGGAUGCUCUGCUUCGUGGUAUUGGCGACUAUGAGUUCCUAACCUCACUGGGAACCGGCAAGUUCAGUCGAGUUGUCCUGGCCAAACACACUGUUACCUGCCAAUCCUAUGCUAUCAAGAUCAUAGAUAAGCGUCUGCAUGAUUAUCGAGUCAUGUCUAGACUUGUACGCGAAAUAUCUUUGAUGGAACUGCUAUCGCAUGAAAAUGUCGUCAAACUUUACGAAACCUUCGAAACAGCAGAGUCGCUGUUCCUUGUUCUGGAAUUCAUUCCAGGUGUCAACCUGGAUGAACACCUCCAGCGCUCUGGUGGGUCCUUAAGUGAGCCCGAAGCACGUGCUAUCUUUCGCCAGAUGGUCACAGCUGUGAGCUAUUGCCACUCACGCUGGGUCGUCCAUCGAGAUCUCAAGACCCCUAAUGUCCUUUUGCGACCUGAUGGCGUCGUCAAGUUGGCUGACUUUGGUCUAGGCAACCGAUUUGGUUUGCAACGACUUAAAACUAUCUGUGGCUCCAUGCUUUAUUACUCGCCAGAGAUCAUCAGUGGCCAAAAAUACACUGGUCCCGAAGUAGACUGCUGGUGCCUUGGAAUAUCUUUGUUUAGAAUGACGGCUGGAUUUGAGCCAUUUUCACAUGCGCAUACUGUCGGAGAGCUCAAAAAAGAUGUCCUCAAUGGCAACUUUCCUAUGCCCUCUCAAUUGAGCCCGGACCUUCAAGUCACAAUCCGAAAGUGUCUCAAUAUUGACCGUCGACAUAGAAUGUCGAUCAAGCAAGCGCUAAAGGGUGAUCCAUGGUUGAACAACUAUGGAAAACUUCCUGAUCCCAUCAUUCGUUCACCGACUUCUGCGUUUGACGACUUCUCCGACAUGGAUGAUAGCAUUAGUUCACGGAGCGAGAUGGAAAAGCGAACAAGGAGACAGCAUAUUAAGGAUUUGGAAGAAGAGAAGCACCGUGGCUACCGAGUGAAGCGAACUAUUGUAUACCACCCCAUCAAUAUGACCACGUAUUUUACGACACCAUUGCCACACCAUCCAAAGCUAGAAGAGAACGUACGAAACCAAGAGAUGUUGCGAGCCGAUAUCUUGCAGGACAUUCGUACAAAGUGUCGAAGAUUAGGCAUUCGACAAACUGAUACAGCCAGUAACAAUGAGAGUCGUCUUCCUUUCCGUUUGUUCAGCAAGCUGACCUUACGAAAGCGACAAGAUGAAGUCGAAGGAGCACUGGCUUAUGGAUCUCUUCGGCGGAGUGGAUCAAGUCUGUUGCUCAAUAAGUUUUCUACUCGGUUGAGCAAAGACACCCAUUACUAUUUUACCAUUCAAGCCGUUCACGGACUUUCCUCCACCACUGCCGUUUCCAGUUCAUCGGGUUCCACAUUUUCCAACUUGGAUAGUAACGUCCCUACCUCACCCGCAUUAGCCCAAUCCACAUCCUUGGAGAUUCAACGUCUAGAUGAACGUGAAAUGAUGAACCUUGUGCGAUCUGCUUGCGAACUUUUGGGCGUCACUUACUUUUGUGAAGAAGAGGAUAAACUUUCCUGGAUAUUUGGAAAACCGAAGUAGCCUGGAUAAAUCCAGCGAUAACGGUAGUCAAAAAUGGGUUGGCAAAUUGC
Molecule: messenger RNA, 1925 nt
Organism: Umbelopsis ramanniana AG
Lineage: Eukaryota; Fungi; Mucoromycota; Umbelopsidomycetes; Umbelopsidales; Umbelopsidaceae
Exons: 6
Coding region: 91-1875 (594 amino acids)
Biological process (GO): intracellular signal transduction; protein phosphorylation
Cellular component (GO): cytoplasm
Molecular function (GO): ATP binding; protein serine/threonine kinase activity
Source: RefSeq, a predicted model, not a curated record